This is a messenger RNA of Miscanthus lutarioriparius, 3579 nucleotides long. The record is from the annotation of a GenBank genome assembly. NCBI's taxonomy places the organism in Eukaryota, Viridiplantae, Streptophyta, Magnoliopsida, Poales, Poaceae.
AUGGGGAAUAAGAGAAGGGCUGUAGCAUCUGGUGCUGCACAUUUCCUGCCGGAGGAGAUGAUGACAGAGGUGUUCCUACGGCUGCCCGUCAAAUCCAUUCUUCGCUUUCGGGCCGUCUGCUGGUCCUGGAAUGCAGUGCUUUCUUCUGAUGAAUUUUGCCGCCGUCACAUGGCGAAGGCUGAAGCGGAGUCAGCACCACCUAAUCUGUUCUUCACUUCACCAACAGCUGGUUUUGACGCCACUGCGGUGUACUCGAGCUCAUCAUCAGGCCCGGAUGACGGCCUGUUGUUCACUCUUGAUGGUGUACGCGGUGGUGACUUCAUCCACAUGACGCCUGCACCGUGCCGUGGCCUAAGCCUUCUCCACGAUCCUUUUGCACCAGCUUAUUAUGUCUUCAACGCAUCCACAAGGGCAGUUACCCGGUUGCCCCCGUGCCACAAUGCGUUGUGUGUGACCGCUGGACUUGGGUUUGAUGCCCGGACGAAGAAGUUCAAGGUGGUGAGGUUAUUCCUAGGGGAUUUUGGUGAUAAGCAGCAUAUUAAGUGUGAGAUAUACACGCUGGGCAGUGAUCAUGGGGAUUAUUGGAAGCUGCCUGCUGCAGGUGUACCCUUCAGAUUCUGCAGGGCUGCUCACGCAACUAUUAGCCAUGCUGGACAUGAUAAAGUGCUGCCGAUGAGAUCUUUGCAUGGGUCCAGUCGCCACCGUUUGAGGUGUCAGGUGUGCACUUGGUGGAGCUUGCUGGCCAUGUGUAUGGUUCGGGACCUUCGUCAUGUCGGCGUGCUGGAGAUUUGGAAGUUGAAUGACUAUGGCUCUGGUGGUUGGUCAUUGGAACAUCGCAUUGAUCUGUUGCAGCAUGUAAUUGAGCCUGAGAUUGUUAGAGUUAUUGGUUCUGUUGGCAGUUGUGGGUCCACGAAGAGGAUAGUCAUUGCUACAUCCAAACGCAAGGUGAUUGUCUAUGAUCCCGUGUCUCAUACUGUAGAAACUGCCACUGUAAUCAGAGAGACCCAUUCGUCUUACCAAGCUGAAAAGCUUGCUCUUACUAGAGUCUCCCUAUUUCAAUGGCUUACCUUGAUUGAGGGUAACAGUUUCAUGCGCUCUUAUCACUCGCAUAACAACAUGGACAAGAGGCCCAAGAUCAUGCUUGUGGGCAAGGGCAUCACUAGGGAUCGCAUCACUAGAGGAUCCGGCUUCAGUUUUACUCCCUGCUCAAAGUUGCUCCAACGUGCUCAUAGACAUGAUAUAUGGCUUGACACAAAAGUGGUUUGCUCCAAGCCUUGCCAUGGCAUGAACCUGCUAAGCACUGAGCUGAAGGAUUAUCUCUACAACCCCUGCACAGGUUUCCGCCUUGCGUACCACACUCGAGGGACGACAUCCAUCCAUGUACCCCCGAACCUUCCUAGCUGGAGUAUACCAGAAGGCCAUGGCCAUGCUUUCGCACUUGGCCGCAAGAAUGUUGGCCUGGGGUUCAAUCUGUCGACGCAGGAUCACGCGAUUGUUGAAAUGUUUUACCACGUGAAGGACUUCAAAUCCCGUCGGUAUUUCUUGACAUGCAUGGUUACCGAGUGUGGCCGGGGCACCGUGCAAGACUGCUCCCUGCCACCUCUGCCUGUGAGUGACAUGCCGCCAGCCUAUCUUGCAGGAGUGCUCUACUGGAUGAGUGAUCCAAGGUUGGGCGAAUGUGACGAGGGGGCCAUUGUGUCAUUUGACAUAACAACACGUGAAUUUGUUGUCAUCCCCUGUCCGUCAUGUAUUGCUAUGUGGAACAACGGAAGUGCUUCCAAUGCUUUUGUGGUUGAGCUUGAGGGAACAUUAUGUGCUGUUCUUGCAGACCCUAAUGCAGAAGAGCUAAAUAUUUGGAGGCGAGAGCAUGAUCAGUGGCAUAGCGCAUACACAGUGUAUUUGGAAGGUUGGCCAGGCUAUUCCCUUGGAGCAAAUGUUGUGGUGCCAUGGGCUAUCGAUCCCAAGGACGGGAAGAUCUUACUAAACACGGGGAGGAAAUUGGGAUUUUAUGAUCCAGCAAGGCGUUUUAUUGAGAAUCUGUAUGAUCUUGAAGAGGUGCUGCGUGUCUGGAGUACAGUGCAAUCCUCUCGUGUUGGAGUCCGUGGAAAUCUUCACAUUGCCAAAUACAAACAUGAUGUUGAGAAGUUCUGUUCACAGGAAUCGCUUUUGAUGCAGCACAAGGUUUUAGAUGAUCCUUCGCCUGCUUUAUCUGGGAACAGUUCUGCAUGCUCCGGCGGAGAGCAAUGUUUGGAGAGAAGAAAUUCAUUAUAUACUGAAGUAAUGCCCUUGGUCCCUAUGCUAUACGAGGAGAGCCUGACAAGCUUGGUUUGUAUUUAUUCUUGCGGGGGCAUUGAUGGCGCGUCGGCCCGCAUGGCUCUCGUGCCGGCGGCCUCGCCAGUUUCCAAGGAGGACCGUUUAUCUCCCUGCGGUGGCAGUGAUGACGGAGGGGCCAUUUCGCCUCCUGUGCUGGCGGCCACGGUGGGUUCCGAAGAGGACCGUUCCUCUCCCUACGACGGAUGCGAUGACGGACGUUUCGAGGAGGUUCGGGCCUCUCCCUGCGGCGGUAGGGAUGACGGACGGGACUCCUCCCCUCCUGUGCUGGCAGAUGCGGCGACCGAGCCCAAAGGGCUGCCCGAGGUCAUCAUGAGCCCCGAGGAGCGGUCAAUGGGAAACUCGUCUCGUGACCCGCCCCCUGAAGUCAAUGUGGCGGCUGCGGAUAAGCGUAAGGAUCAAGGGGUUGGAAGUCGAGCCCCCGGUAUUUUGGAUGCUUGGCUCGCAAGACUCAUCAUGCGUUCCCUUGGCAUUGAGUUGGAGCGUGAGCAUGUCAAUCAAAAGGUUGACAGUUGGAACAAGAAAUGUCUGAAGAGAUGGACCUUGCCAGAAAACAAGAACAAGACCAAGCAAUAUUUCAGGUACAGUUGGUAUCUGCAUUCUUCAAUAUGCCUGAAAAGGAGUCUGGGGGUGGGGGGUGCUAUGCUGGUGGGUGUGCCACUGAAGGAUGAUGAAUUCAAGAUUUACCCAAUGAACUUCCUGAACGAUAGGAUCCUGAAGGGAACCUUCUGGUGUGACUACAAACCGUGGACUGAUCUGACCAAUUUGGUCGAGAUGUACGUCAAGAAGGACUACAGUUGCCCAGACAAAGCAAAAAGUGAGCAGCUGGCAGCUCCGUCCAAGAGAGGAGAUUCAGGACACAGUAAAGAAGAUGGAACCCAUAAUGUCAAUGAAGGUCAUGAUGUUUCGUCCAAAGCAACCAUUGGUAGCCAAAAAGUUGGAGACAGUCCUCCACUCAGGCAAAGAGAUCGUUCUUUUGACAUAGCACUUCCUUGCAACAGGACUGACACUGGAGCAAUCGAUCGUGUUAAGGAGGACAAGAGCUUGGACGAAGGGAAAAAAUUGCAAGAAAAGCAAGAAAGAACCCCAAUUCUAGAGAAGAACGUGAAUAGUUGGACAGGAAGAUGGUGCCAGGGUGGCACCCUGUUUACCAUGAAGACCCAGGCCAGGGAAGGCAAGCAACAAAGCCUGGCCGGUCAUCCGAAGAACUUGAAGUUCAGUUCCCAAGCAUUGCAGCGAUGGCGAUGA